AGUGCGCAGACUCGUCACACUUCGCUGUCAGCUCAAGGCAUACUGACAGUAUGGCGGCAGGAUACAGCAGGAAGGAUGCUUCUGUCGCCCGAGAUGUGUCUUUCGCCAACAGAAUGUGAAUGGAAUAUCGACGGUAAAGGGAAAGGAUACCGCAAUAAAGGCCUGUCUCCGUGAACUCCGAGAUGGCCAGGCUCGCCGACUACUUCGUGGUGGUCGGUUACGACCUCGAUAAGAGAGGGGGCAGUGAGGGCCAAGGUCACAUUCUCCAGCGCUUUCCUGAAAAAGACUGGGAGGACAAUCCCUUUCCACAAGGCAUCGAACUGUUCUGUCAGCCCAACGGAUGGCAGUUAGUUCCAGAGAGGGAGCGUCCUUCGUUCUUCGUGUCGGUUCUGACCGACAUCAACUCAGAGCGUCACUACUGUGCCUGUUUCACGUUCUGGGAGGGCCUGGACAACCCUCAGCUACAGAAAGCUGAGGCCAGUGAGGUGGAUGAGGACGAAGUCCCAGGGCUGGUCCAGCCGGCCCAAGUCUUUGCCCCCAAGAGCCUGGUGCUGGUGUCCCGUUUGGACCACACAGAGGUCUUCAGGAACUGUUUGGGGCUCAUCUACACAGUGCACGUGGACAGCCUCAGCGUUCCCUUGGAAACAGUGAUCGGAAACCUCCUCACCUGCGUCAUCCCCGUCGCUGGUGGUUCUCAGAUAAAUGAGUCCCCAGUAUGUAGUUUAAAUCUUUCGGUUCCUCAGGCCCUAGCCUGUGACUGGCUACUGGGCUGCUUUCAGGACCAGCCAGGCCAGGAGGAGGGAGAGGAGAGCUUGAGGACUAUAACAUUGGGUGCGGGCGAUCGACAGGUCAUCCAGACUCCCAUCAACGACUCCCUCCCUGUCAGCGGCAGCAGCGUAGCCCAUCUCUUUAGACAGCUUGGUAUAGUGAACGUCCUGUAUCUGUUCUGUGCUGCUCUGACGGAACACAAAAUCCUGUUCCUGUCCAGCAGCUACCAGAGACUAACAGAUGCCUGCAGAGCGCUACUGGCCAUCAUGUUCCCCCUCAAAUACAGUUUUACGUACGUCCCCAUCCUGCCGGGAAAACUCCUGGAGGUGCUGAGCACGCCCACGCCUUUCAUCAUCGGGGUCAAUUCUUUCUUCCGUUCCGAGACCCAGGAACUGGUGGGUAGCAUGACCUUGGACGUGAUCAUCGCUGACCUGGACGGAGGCACGGUGACCAUCCCGGAGUGUGUCCACAUCUCCCUGCUCCCCGACCCCCUCCUGCAGCAGACCCAGACCGCCCUCUCCAUGGUGUUGGACCCAGAGCUGGAGAUAGCUGACCAUGCCUUCCCCCCUUCCUCCACACAACCCUCCACACUCAAGAUCCAGGAUAAGGAGAUCCGGGGGGUGUUUCUGUGGCUGUUCGGCCAGCUGUUCCAUGGCUAUCGCUGGUGUUUACACAUCAUCCGGAUCCAUCCUGAACCAGUCAUCCGCUUCCAUAAGGCUGCGUUCCUGGGCCAGAGGGCUCUGACUGAGGAUGACUUCCUGAUGAAGGUUUUGGACGGUAUGGCGUUCGCUGGGUUCAUAUCGGAGAGAGGUCCGCCUUACAGACCCACAGACCUGUUCGAUGACCUGAUAGCCAAUCAGGUGGAGCGUAUUCGCCAGGAGGAGUGCAGUCCUCACAAAGUCAUGAACCAUAUCAAGGAGCUAGCCGAGCAGCUCUUCAAAAACGAGAACCCAUACCCUGCAGUGGCCAUGCAUAAGGUGCAGCGGCCAGCUGAGAGUCCUGGUCACAAUGACCCCAAGAACUUGGCCAUCUUCCCUCCGCUGGACGACGUCACGGUCCAGCUCUUCAUCGACCACGCCGCCGCCAAGCUCAAGACCGCCCCGCCCGUGGUCAAGGCCGAGCUCAAUGGCAUGGUGCCCUCCGGACCCCCACUGGAAGACAUUGUGGACAGGCAUGGUCAUGUCCUGGCUAACAGCGCUCGCAGGCUGGAGGUGGUCAGGAACUGCAUUACCUACAUAUUUGACAACAAGAUGCUGGAGGCCAAGAAGCUGAUGCCAGCGGUACUACGGGCGCUGAAGGGCCGGGCGGCCAGGGUGUGUCUGACCCAGGAGCUCAACCAGCACGUCCUGCAGAACCGAGCUGUGCUGGACGACCAGCAGUUUGACUACAUCGUCCGCAUGAUGAACUGCACCUUACAGGACUGCUCCCACAUGGAUGAACACGGUAUUGCAGCCAUCCUCCUUCCCCUGGUCACGGCCUUCUGCAGAAAAUUAGGCGCGGGCAUCACCCAGUUUGCCUACAGCUGUGUGCAGGAGCACAUGGUGUGGACGAACAUGCAGUUCUGGGAGGCCAUGUUCUACAGUGAUGUCCAGAACCACAUCAGAGCCCUGUAUCUGGAGGCAGACGGGGGGGAGCUGUCCACCUCUUCUCACGGUCAGCAGGAGUCUGGUCCAGCAGCAGGAGGUCAGGAGCUGCUGGGUGCUCUGGAGCUGGCGUCAGAGCAGAGCAGGCUGUGGCCCACGCUCAGCAAGGAGCAGCAGAGUGAGCGCGUGCAGAAGGAGGAGAGCACGGUGUUCAGCCAGGCCAUCCACUACGCCAACCGCAUGUCCUACCUGCUGCUGCCCCUGGACACCAGCAAGAACCGCCUGCUCAACAGGUCCGGGAUAGGGGACGUGGAGAGUGUUAGCAACAGCUACGUCACCAACAGGUACACCAACAGCAUUGCUGGCAGCAUGGCAGAGAGCUACGACACAGAGAGCGGCUUUGAGGACGCUGAGAGCUCUGAUGUGGCCAACUCUGUGGUGCGAUUUAUCAACCGCUUCGUAGACAAAGUGUGUAACGAAAGUGGGGUGACCAACGAGCACCUCAAGGCACUACACACCAUGAUACCAGACAUCGUUCAGAUGCACAUCGAGACGCUGGAUGCAGUCCACAGGGAGAGUAAGCGACUGCCACCGAUCCAAAAGCCCAAGCUUCUGAGGCCCAUUCUUCUGGCGGGAGAGGAGCUGGUGAUGGACGGCAUGCGGGUGCACUUGAUCUCAGAUGGCCGGGAGGAGGCCACAGGGGCCUUGGGGGGUCCACCCCUCCUCCCUGCCGAGGGGGCCAUCUUCCUCACCACCUACCGCCUCAUCUUCAAGGGCACGCCCAACGACCCGCUGGUGGGUGAGCAGGUGGUGACGCGGUCGUUCCCCAUCGCCUCCCUGACAAAGGAGAAGAGGAUCUCUGUCAGUCUGUCCAUGGACCAGUUCAUACAGGAGGGUCUGCAGCUACGCUCCUGCACUUUCCAGCUGCUGAAGAUAGCUUUUGAUGAGGAGGUGGCGUCGGACCUGGCCGAGGUGUUCCGGAAGCACAUGCACAAGCUCCGCUACCCACAGCACGUCCAGGGAACCUUCGCCUUCACCGUGGGCCAGAGUGGCAAGACGUUGGUCGAACACAAGACCAAGGACAAGAACCAGUCAAUAAAAACACUUUCCAAAAACCUGGUGAAGAGUGCCAAGAGGACGAUCGGUCGACAGUAUGUGACCCGGAAGAAGUACUCACCUCCCACCUGGGAGAACAGGAGCAGCCUGCAGUCAGAGCUGGAUGAGGAUGAGAUCUCCGUCUCAGAGGAGUUGGACCAGGGCUCCCUCACCCUGUCUUCCACCAUCCGCUCCUCGGACAGACAGACCAUGAGCAACGUGGUGGAGCGUGCCUGUUGCCGUGACUAUCAGCGGCUAGGACUGGGCACGCUCAGUAACAGCCUGACGCGCUCCAAGAACGAGCCCUUCCGCAUCUCCACCGUCAACCGCAUGUACACCGUCUGCAGGAGUUACCCCGGCCUGUUGAUCGUGCCCCAGAGCAUCCCGGACUCCACCAUCCAGCGCAUCUCCCGCUGUUACAGACAGAACCGUUUCCCUGUGGUGUGCUGGAGGAACUCUCGUACCAAGGCUGUGCUGCUGCGCUCUGCAGGCCUCCAUGCUAAGGGAGUGGUGGGCUUCUUCAAGUCCCCCAAUGCCCCCAGCGCCGGUACGACACACACUAAAAGCCCCUCCCAGGCCGACUCGACCAGCCUGGAGCAGGAGAAGUACAUGCAGGCGAUCAUCAGCUCCAUGCCCUCCUACUGUGAGCCCAGUGGCAGGAACACACUCGGUGGCUUCACCUCCACUCACAUGAGCACCUCAGACUCGUCAGAUAAGCUGAGGCAGCCUAAGAUUGGAGCUCUGAUGAAACAGGUGAUGGGAGGCAAGGAGCACAUACCUGGAACCUUCAGCCGCGGAGCUCUGGGUCAAAGGGCGAGGGUCAUCUCCCUCUCUCAGCCCAGAGUUUCAGGCAAGGCCAGAAACCCCCCUGGAGGGAAGUGGGGCAGUAUCCGGGGCAGUGGGCGUCUGAGUGCCUACAACCCAGAAGUGGGGAACAGGCUGUCCAGUAAGGAGUCUCCCCAGCCCAACGGGGGCCCCAGCGAGGCCCUGUUCCUCACACAGCAGAGGGCCUACCUCUACAUCAUCGGAGACAAGACACAGCUCAAAGGUGGGAAGCAGGACUCGUUCCAGCAGUGGGAGGUGGUGCCCAUCGAGGUGUGCGAUGUGCGUCAGGUGAAGAACAGCUUUAAGAAGCUGAUGAAGGCCUGUGUUCCCAGCUCAGCCACCUCUGAACCCAGCAUGACCUUCCACCGCUGCCUGGAAGAGUCCGAAUGGAUGUGCCUGCUCCACAGAGUUCUGCAGGUGUCUGUCCUGGUGGUAGAGUUGUUAGACACGGGCUCGUCAGUCAUGGUCAGUCUGGAGGACGGCUGGGACGUCACUACUCAGGUGGUGUCUCUGGUCCAGAUUCUGUCAGACCCGUACUACCGGACCUUCGAUGGCUUCCGUCUGCUGGUGGAGAAGGAGUGGCUGUCGUUUGGCCACAGGUUCAGUCAUCGCGGCGCCCAGACCCUGGCCAGCCAGAGCAGCGGCUUCACACCUGUGUUCCUGCAGUUUCUCGACUGUGUGCACCAGAUUCACCUGCAGUUCCCCAUGGAGUUUGAGUUCAGUCAGUACUACCUGAAGUUCCUGGCCUACCACUACGUGUCCAACCGCUUCAGAACCUUCCUGCUCGACUCGGACUACGAACGCAUCGAGCUUGGGGUUUUGUACGAGGAGAAGGGGGAGAGGAAGAACUCGCAGGUGUGUAAAUCGGUGUGGGAUUACAUCGACCGGCUCAACAAGAAAACACCCAUCUUCUUCAACUACAUGUUCUCACCAGAGGAUGAGGAGGUGCUGCGGCCAUACAGCUUCAUCUCCAACCUGAAGGUGUGGGACUUCUACACAGAGGAGACGCUGUCUGAGGGCCCGUCGUAUGACUGGGAGCUGGUACAGAGGGGCCGGCAGGAGAGGCUGGCUGAGGAGGUGCCUGACAAACCAGACACCACCACCCGCAAAUCCCAGCGACACAUCGUCUGGCCCUGCUACGACAGCCGCAGCAGAGUGGUACCCGACGCCAUCACCAAACUGCUGCAGGACCUGCAGAGUCUGGAGGCUGAGUUGGGGCUGCCACCAGAGAAAUGGAAGGACACCUGGGACAAGAUCAAGGCCAACCAACGGGCCGAGGCCAAGCUGGAGAACAGGCCGUCGUUCAACAGCUCCUUGCUGAUGUCGUCCAACCUGAGUCACCAGCGGCGGUCUCAGGGGGUGUACCUUCCGGAGAGUGGAGUGGGCUCCUCCAUUAACCUGGCCAUGGACCGUGAGACUAGCACCACCUCCACCCCUGUGGCCGGGCGCCCCAGCACCAGCACCCUAUACAGCCAGUUCCAGAGCACGGAGAGUGAGAACAGGAGUUUUGAGGGCAUCCUGUAUAAGAAAGGCGCGUUGCUGAAGCCAUGGAAACCCCGCUGGUUUGUGCUGGACAAGACCAAACAUCAGCUGAGAUACUAUGAGACCAGGCAGGACAGGGAGUGUAAGGGGGUGAUUGAGCUGGCGGAGGUGGAGUCUGUCAUUCCAGGCACGCCCACCAUGGGAGCGCCCAAACACAUAGAGGAGAAAGCCUUCUUCGAUCUCAAGACGACCAAAAGAGUGUAUAACUUCUGUGGGCUGGACAGCCCCAACGCACAGCUGUGGAUGGACAGUAUUCAGAGCUGCCUCUCUGAUGCCUAGAGAGCUGCACGGCUCCGCCAUAACAGGAACCAAUGAGCAGUGCUGAGGCACCCGAUGGACAUCUCUGCUGGCCAAUCACAGGAGUUCCUUUCCAGAAGGAGGAAUUGAGACAGAUGGGGGGGAGGGGGUCCUUUCCACAGUUGAGCGACGUUCAGUGUCGAACUGAUGAUGUCACGUUUCAGUGUUGUUAUAAAAAUUAAGUCAAGUCCCUAAAUGACCACUCGCUUUUGUCUCACCGUGUUGCUGGCUGCAGCCUGUCACCUUGGUAGUACAACCACUAUUUGCGCUGGAUGUCUAUGCAAAAUGGAGCUAAAAGAAACAAAGCAUGAUGUAGUUUGUUGUGUGAGCUUGAAGAUGGACAGUUUCUCACCAGACUAAUCUAACUGGUGCCUCCAGCAUGCAGAUGUAGCCAGACCCACCCAUCCCUCCACACAACUUAACACUCCAGGGAGGAAGUAAUGAUGAACUACAUUAUCCAGCCAUGCAGAGGACCCUGCCUGUAGUCAAUGAAAACUGGAAGUGAGUGUUUCCUUUAACAGAACACUGAAUCGGCCCCAACUAACACAGGACAGUCGUCAUGGUCACUGCCUGAUGUAACUGAGUCUUACCCGUGAGGAGUUGGACACUCACAGAUCCCCUCUAAGAUGUCUCUUAUUCCCUAGACACACCACCAAGGGAGCCCUCUCAACGGUUUAUGAAGGAUUUCUAUUUUUUACAGCUUAUCUGUUUAAUUUUUGGGUCACUCAAAAUUGUGUCAGAGACAUAUCAGUCCUCCUAGUUAUCAUCCCCAGAGCAGUUGAUGGUGAUAUGUUAUUAGCCCUCGUGAUCAAACCAGGAGAAUGGCAGUGGGAGAUUCUAAAUCCGCCGGUUAGGGAGUCUGUCUGCAGAACAAUAUUAGUGUUUACACAAGAAGCUAAAGUUCCUCUAUAUUUAUCAAAAACGAAUAACCACUAUUACAGUUCAGAAUGUUAAGGGAUAUGUUUUUGUGAAUAUUAAUUUAUGCACAAAGGUGAUGGGAGGGGAUUAUGGGAUGGAUGACUAGUCUGUUUACAUGGCACAGUGCUGAGACUGGAUCUGACUAACAUGACAGACUUCCUGGAUACGACCCCCCUCCCCCUCUGUUUCUAUGGUCAGGUUUAAUGUUUGACAAAUGGUAUUUCAGUUAUGCCAGUGGAUUUUAACAUGUGACAAGUAUUAGACAGUUGGAUUGGAAUAUGCUCUUAACAACAAUUUUUUUUCAUCUAAUACAGUUCUUAACCAGAGGGGGACGUUAGUGGUCAAGGCACUUAUAAUUAUACAUUCAAAUUUCCAACAAUUACAGCCAAUUAAUAGCAUUGAAAGUCUCAAAAGCAUGUGUCUGAGCAUAAGAUAUCACUCUCUGUGCUAUGUUUACUUACUCAGCCUUUGUUUGGUGGUCUGUGAGUCACAGCUUGGCUUCUGAACAACUGCAUCUAUGUGAACAGUAAUACUUCAGCGAGUCCCAACUUUCUCGCCGCUGCUCUUCUGUCUAAACCAGUGUUUUUAGCUAGAGGCUGGUACAUUCUAUUCUUAAGCCUGUACAUAGGAGUCAAUGUCUGUUAGAGCCUUGUAGAGAGAAUGUUUAGCUGGAAUUUGUGAGAUUGCAAUUAAGUCACUUGUUAGUUUUUUUACGCUACAGAGCAGUAUCGGUUAGCCCUCAUUUUGAGCCCCCAAGUUACGAAAACGGACACAUACUCCUCGUUUAACACACACAUUGCUGUGUAAAAUAUGGUUAUACUGCUGUCUUGAACAUAAAAUUUGAAUUGUAGAUUUGUGUCUAACUCCUUUUGUAUAUACUACUCAGAUUUGUAUGUAACGUUUAUGGUAGUAAUUUAUUUAACUUUGUCUCCUCGGUAAGAAAAGUUCCUCAAUUACCACUUUUUAAAAUUAGGAAUCCAAUGUGCCAUUUGUUUUUCUGUGUUAACGUGACUAAUGCUACUACUUUUUGGAAAAUGUGUUGUAUAAGUAAAUCCUCAAUGUCUGAUUUUUUUUUUUUUUUUUACAUUGUUGUCUUUCCCCAAUAUCAAUCCCUAAGCAGAGUGGAAAUGGUGUGUUUGUAUGAGCAAGAACUAGCCUCCCUAGUUAAGGUGGGUUUUCUGGAAUGGAGUUAUGGGAUCUCAUUAAGUUGCUUAGCUGCACAGGUGGGGUGUUUUUAAAAUGUCACACCCACCCACCCCAAAAACCCAGCUCACCCCAUUUACUGCAGUCUACUCAUCUCUCCUGAUUUGGGUAGAUUAUAUCCACAACAUUAAUCAGUACAAUAUAACCUUAUUUAUUUUGUUUUUUUCUCUAAUUAGAAAUUUCCUGCAGAGCUGGGUUUGUCAAUCAUGUAAUAUAUUUUUUAGAAUUAAAACAAAAACACUGUGGGUUUAAAAGUCA
Messenger RNA from Salmo salar (Atlantic salmon), 8489 nucleotides. RefSeq names its product myotubularin-related protein 5. NCBI's taxonomy places the organism in Eukaryota, Metazoa, Chordata, Actinopteri, Salmoniformes, Salmonidae. Gene Ontology annotation, biological process: regulation of Rab protein signal transduction. The record is from RefSeq and is a predicted model, not a curated record. Gene Ontology annotation, cellular component: cytoplasmic vesicle.